AUGCCACCAAGUGCUUUACAAAUCAAAGUCAACGCAUUGAAGCGUCUUAUCAAGGAAGAAACCUUGUACCAACAAGAAGUUGCCGAACAACAACAAUACGUGGAUCAAAUGAAAUCAAAUAACGCUGAUGAAUACGAAUUGAAAAAACAGAUUCAAGUAUUAGAAGAAUCACAAAGAAUGGUUCCAGAAGUCAGCCGCAAGAUCAAGGAUCAUAAAGAAGCAUUGAGCCAAUUUUUAGAAACUUACAAGGGAGAAGAAGAUUUAAGUGCUGCUAAAGAAUUAGUUCAAUAA
Messenger RNA from Hyphopichia burtonii NRRL Y-1933, 291 nucleotides. RefSeq lists its product as uncharacterized. The record is from RefSeq and is a predicted model, not a curated record. Lineage: Eukaryota; Fungi; Ascomycota; Pichiomycetes; Serinales; Debaryomycetaceae. Gene Ontology annotation, molecular function: beta-tubulin binding. The transcript has a single exon. Bases 1 to 291 code for a protein of 96 amino acids. Gene Ontology annotation, biological process: post-chaperonin tubulin folding pathway; tubulin complex assembly. Gene Ontology annotation, cellular component: cytosol; microtubule cytoskeleton.